GUCGCGGUUCGCGCGCAUCGUGUCCCCGUCCUCAAAUAUCGACAGUGACACUAACGCAGUAAUGAGUGAACGUAAAACGUAAACAUACAGCCAACCAAAAUAUGCUGCCAGACCUCCAUUAAAAUAAAAGAAGAAGAAAAAAGAAUAAAAGGAGAAGAGAGUGUGCAGUGUGCUCAUUUAUGAAACACUACGGGAUUUUCUUUCGAGAUUCUCGCAACAUGUACUGCAGAGAAUGAUGGUGUCGCAGCAGAGAUACUGGAAUAAAUAUCGUAAAUACAAAUUCAAAGAGGCCAAUGACCGACAACUGAUCGGAUUAAACUGAGAUUAUAUAAAUGCUGGACUGCCAGCUCUAAUGUAUGAACAUAGUGUAUUUUAUACAUAUAAGAUAGCUAGAAUGAUUAACAAAAUAAUAAUCAAACUAAGACGCCGGCGGAUAUUAACAUGCGUCCUCUUGGUGAUUCUCUGUGGCUACGUAGUGCUACAGACACUGUCCCCAGACCUUUACUUUAUUCACUGGGAUCCUUUAGAAGAUAUAUCGUGCCAUUACAUAGACCUAGACAAUAGUUUACCACGAGCAGAGAGCGAGGAGUUUCAACCGCCAUCCCACUCAAUAUUCUUUCACGAAACGUCUUGUAAAGGUGACUUGGAUUCACGGCAAGCAUGUGCCGUAGAAUCCGCGGCCCGCGCUCACCCUGGAUGGCAGAUAAAUGUUCUAUUCGCUGCUCCUGUGCAUAAAAACACUUUGAGAAACGGAAGUCUAUCAGUAUUAAGUAACUUUACAAAUAUUAGAUUAUCUAGAGUGCAUAUAACAAAUUACGCUAAAAGAACUCCUUUGGAGAGUAUGGUUUCUGGUGGUGCGUUGAACAGGACACGGUGGCGUAUAUCGCAUACAUCUGAUGUGCUGCGGUAUCUGUCUUUAUACAAGUUUGGGGGGGUGUAUUUGGACUUGGAUGUGGUGGUGGCGAAGGCGCUGGACCCGCUGGUGAGGAACUGGGCGGCGAGGGAGACGGAUACGGCGGUGGCUGCUGGGGCCCUGGCGUUCUCGAGAGACGAGCUUGGGAGGAGCGUUGCUGAGGCGGCCAUCAGGGAUAUGAAGAACAACUACAGAGGCGACGUGUGGGGCUACAACGGCCCUGGUGUGAUCACGCGCAUCCUCAAACAGCAGUGCUCGACCAGCAACCUCAGCCAAAUGUCCGCCGCUACUUGCAACGGUUUCGAGGUGUACGGUCCCCAGUUCUUCUACCCGGUGGCAUACUGGAAAGGCUGGGAAUACUUCGAGCCGGGCGAAAUAAAGUUAGAAGACACCGCUUACAUUUUCCACGUGUGGAACAAACUGACAGGUCACCUCGCAGUACAUAAGGACUCUCCUUAUGCUAAAUUGGCAAGGAAAUACUGCCCCAGCAUUUAUAAUUUAUAUGGCAAGGACUUUUUACUACCUGUCCAGAAGUAAGAGUAAUCAUCAGGAAUCAAAGGUGUUAGAGCAAGCUAACAUGGCAGCGAUUUCGCUAGCACAGACUGUGCAAGUGUUAUUUUAAAAGCGAUAGUUUCAUAGAAGUUUGACGUUUAUGAUACCACUCCCACGCUCUGACUGACUGUCUAUACCUACUCGUCUCUUUACAGUAUUAAACGCAUACAAAAGAUAUUGAAUUUCAUUAGUGGAUUCUUCCUUUCAUGAUAAUUAAAAGAUAUUAAUUAUUAUUUUUAUAUCUUAAUAUAAAGAUUAGGUAAUACAAAUUACAUGAUUUAUUUAUAUUCUUGCGUGAAAUUAUUUCAUUUAAAAUUACCUUUUACACAUUAAACAGAUAAAUUCUUAGGACUAUCAUAUCAGUAUUGGCUUAUCUAAACUGAGGAUAUUUAGUCAAGUCCCAAUACCUAAAUAGUAAAUAUACAUUUUCCGUUUUACCUACCUAUCAAUGAUAACGUAUUAUUUACCUACCGAAAAUGUACUUAGGUACGGGGUAGAUUAGAUUAGAUAGGUACCUAAUCAUGUCCGAACGUAUGGAAAUUUACACAUACUUAAAAAUCUACACACUUAACUUCAUUUUUACAGUAACAUA
Molecule: messenger RNA, 2057 nt
Organism: Cydia splendana
Lineage: Eukaryota; Metazoa; Arthropoda; Insecta; Lepidoptera; Tortricidae
Product: lactosylceramide 4-alpha-galactosyltransferase-like
Exons: 3
Coding region: 353-1450 (365 amino acids)
Biological process (GO): glycosphingolipid biosynthetic process
Molecular function (GO): alpha-1,4-N-acetylgalactosaminyltransferase activity
Source: RefSeq, a predicted model, not a curated record